Molecule: messenger RNA, 720 nt
Organism: Neospora caninum
Lineage: Eukaryota; Apicomplexa; Conoidasida; Eucoccidiorida; Sarcocystidae
Exons: 2
Coding region: 1-720 (239 amino acids)
Source: RefSeq, a predicted model, not a curated record
AUGCACGGCGUGCAGAAGACUGCAGACACCCCCAAGCAUCUGGACCCCGAAAACGAGGUCCAGAGACGCGGGGGCCGAGCUGGCAGCGAAGUCGAAGACCCGCACGAGGCUGAGGCGGACGAAGCAGAGCACAGCCCGGAGGCAGACGAGGCUGAGGCGGACGAAGCAGAGCACGGCCCGGAGGCAGACGAGGCAGACGGAGACGAAGCAGAGCACGGCCCGGAGGCAGACGAGGCAGACGGAGACGAAGCAGAGCACAGCCCGGAGGCAGACGAGGCUGAGGCGGACGAAGCAGAGCACGGCCCGGAGGCAGAAGAGGCUGAGGCGGACGAAGCAGAGCACAGCCCGGAGGCAGACGAGGCAGACGGAGACGAAGCAGAGCACGGCCCGGAGGCAGACGAGGCUGAGGCGGACGAAGCAGAGCACGGCCCGGAGGCAGACGAGGCAGACGGAGACGAAGCAGAGCACGGCCCGGAGGCAGACGAGGCAGACGCAGACGAAGCAGAGCACGGCCCGGAGGCAGACGAGGCUGAGGCGGACGAAGCAGAGCACGGCCCGGAGGCAGACGAGGCUGAGGCGGACGAAGCAGAGCACGGCCCGGAGGCAGACGAGGCAGACGGAGACGAAGGAGGCGCGGCCGGCGGCUGCGAGGCUAGUGCAGCUGCGCACGGAGAAGACGCCAAGAGCAGAGAUGCCGCGGGAGGAGACUGGCGCCCGUGA